UUAUGUUGUGAAAGAGCUAAAGUAAAUGUUUCAUCAUGGAGAUAUUGCAAAAGUUUAAGCAAAAUGGGUACUUUACGGCGGAACUCUAUCAUCUGAUUGCUAAGAAAAAGCUUUUGGCCACAACGGAAGAGAUCACGCCAUCUCAAUAUGAGAAAGAAAUGCGCAUGAGCACCUUACAGCGACUGCAAACUCUGAACGGCAUCGAAGUAGACAACAUGGUCAAGACAGGGAGCAAGGGACGAGUGCCCGUGCUUUCAUUCACUCCAAGUGUAAUCGUGUUCCAGAACUUCAAGCCUAACGAUAAGAUUGUUGCUAAAUUUUCAGUGAAAAACAUCAGUAGGAGCCCUUCGUAUCUCAAUAUGGUGUACAAAGAGUCUUCAUUUUUUUCCGUGAAACCUUGUAGUGGACAGCUUCUUUCACGCUUGGCGCCCGGAAUUAGUGUUACGUUUGCGGUGACUUUUACGCCGAUUCAGUACGAGGACUACACGCAUAGAGUAACGUUUUAUACAGAUGUCGAUCAAUAUAUACUAGCUUUUAUAGCAAUGGGCCCAAGGCCGGUAUUUGAUUUUCCUGAUCAAAUAAUCAUACCAAAAGUACCAUUGAAAGUUGAGAAUACAUACCUUAUGACUGUGCACAAUAUUGGAGCAAUACCAGCUGGAUUUACACUUCAAACUAAGAGUCCAUUCAAAGUGCAGCCCAAAUCUGCGUACUUGGUUCCCGACCAGAAGAUCCAAAUCAAGGUCGGAUUCAAAACGAUGCACCUUGGAGAAACUAGCGGAGUGCUCUAUGCUAUUUUAGAAACAGGAGAGCACUUCAGUAUAAAGUUGUCGGGUACAACGCACACGGUGAACAUAGAACUGGAGAAAGCCGUGGUCAGGUUCUCGGACACGUACAACACGAUGGUGCGACAACAAGCCUUCAAGAUCACCAACAAGUCCGACCACGUUAUUAGUUUCAUGUGUAUGAAGAACGAAUGUAUUUAUUAUGAUUUCCAAGAAAAGGUGAAGCUAGCAACGAUAUUCUACAACGUAAAAGAUAGCGAGUCUGCUAAAUACACCAAGCUAGUCCGGUACGACGUUCUGAGUAGCGACGAGCACGAAAGAGUGUACACCAGGAUAUUCUUCGACGAGAUCCAAGCUCUGGUGGCUGAUGAAUCUCUCAGAUUUCAGGACACACAUUUCUCUAUAACACCUAUUAGUGGAAAUCUGUGGCCUAACAAAUGUACAGAAAUAGUUAUAACAUUUUCACCGAAACAAAUAGGAGAAUUUGACGCUACUGCGUACUUGGAUAUCGAUGGUUUAUUCGAUCGAGUGCCACUCAAAAUGCUGGGCAAUUCUCUGCCGCCGUGUAUUCAACUAAACUUGGAAACACUAGACAUGGAUUGUGUUUAUAUAAACAAGAUGUAUAACUAUGAAGUGGUCGCUGUUAAUAAAGGACAUAUAAAUGGUGUGAUAGUAUACAAAGAAGUGCCUACAUUGUUCGGCAGUAAUAUUAAAUGCUCUCCCGAGAUGCAUUGUCUGCGUCCGGGAGAACGAGAGAUAUUUAUCAUCUCCUUCAGCAACUCCAGCCAGGGGCCUUAUUUCGAAGAAAUCAACUUUAUUAUACGCGAUACAAAUGUCGUGUUGAAGCUAUAUCUUAAGGGUGAAGUUGUUUAUCCAUCCUUAUGCUUUAGCAUGCCGUGUUUGGAUUUUGGAAAAGUCAGUGUAGGAGUUCCCAAAACCCUAGAAGUGGAAGUAAUUAACGAGUCAGUGGUGAACGUAAAUGCGUCCGUGAAGAUAUCAUCGGACGGCCCUGAAGUGAGCAGCAUGACGCUGGCGGAUUAUGCCGUCGCCGACAGCCCCAAGCCUUGCAUACCACAGUGGCCGAGAGAAUUUAACAUCGAGCCCUGCAGAAUUGAGAUGGGACCGGAGUCUAGAGUUACUUUGAUGGUUACACUAACUGCUAACUUGGUGAGGGCUAACCAAACCUCCUUGGAACUGGAGUUGGAGAAGUCGGACAGUCCCCCGAUCAUCCUGCCCGUGAUGUUCGACGCUAAAGUGCCGGACAUCACGCCCGCGCCCGAUAUAAAGCUCCGCGCCUGUUUUCUGGACUUCCCCUAUCCAAAUGAUAUCCAUUUGACAGUUAACGACAUUUGGGGGUAUUUCACAUUAGAGGAGCCAGAGGAAGAAUCAACUUUAGACGUUACCGUUGGAGUGAAAGAAGGAAUAAUUCAGCCAAACAGUACAUUCACUUUGCCAGUUACGAUAAAAACCAGUGUUCUCGGCGUCCAAGAAUAUUCGAUCCGGUUACGUCUGUUUGGAAUGUCCAAACCAAUAGAAGUAUGUCAUAUAACGGGAACUGGAGUGCGGCCAAUAGUUACAUGUACUCCUAUCGCACUGCAUUGGGGCCAAGUCAAACUGCUUACAAAAACGUAUAAAAUUCUAACGCUGUGUAAUGAUUCUCCUGUUUAUGUCAAUUUCAAAGCUUCACUGUUAAAUAAAGAUGGACGCUGGAACAUUGAUCCAACUGAAGGAUACGUGGAGCCCGAGUCCGAGACAGAUUUGAUUGUGUCAUUGUAUUUGAUAGACGCGGACUCUUACACUAACAAAGCGGUGCUACAACUGGAAAAAGUAAAAGACAUUCUGGUUCCAUUAUCUGCUACCGGAGUCGGAACAAGUAUAUUAGUCGGAGAGCUAAGAGACAGAAUAUUCCUAGGCCGACAUUUCACUAAAAUACCUUUGAAUGCCACUGUUGUUAUGGAAAACUGCGGAACCCGCUUGCAUUCAUUGGAGUGGAGUGAACAUUACAAAGCACCUAAGACCAAACCCAUAACAUCGGGUUUUUUUAAUUUAGACCCAAGACUUUUCAAGAUUGCUGCUGGAGAGAAGUUAGAUCUAUCUAUAAUGGGUUUGUCUCAUAAAGUUACUACGAUUAAGGAAAUGUGGUAUUUAGUUGGCAGCGUUGAAGGUAUAAAUAAAAAGGAACUACUGUUGGAAUGCCAGAUUACAGCAGAAUUUGUGGAUCCUAAAAUUGAAGUGUCGUCUACCAUGGUGGAAUUUCAAUAUGACUACGGUCCAUACAGCGAAUAUUAUAAGUUGACAGAUAUAAUAACCAUAAAAAAUGUGUCAAAGUUGCCGUUGGAUAUUGAUUUAUGUGUGAAGCCACCUUUUGCUAUUGUUCAAAAGCAGGACACUUAUAAGAUUCCACCUGAAGAAGAGCAUUUAUGCUGUUGCAUUUGUUACAAAGAGGGCGAUUUGAACAUCCCCAAUAUGCAUAAUGAGGUUGGUCCAUACGAAUCAAGAUUAUUUAUAGACUAUCUAACUAUGAGUCCCGUAGAGCCUACACGGAAAGAACCAUUGCAUUUUUUCCAAGAUAUACAUAAAAUUAAAAUGGCUUUUAAUCUCACGCACUCUAUUGAAGAAAGAUUAGAAGAUCAGGAAACUAUGAAAGUGCAAAUUUUGUUUGAUACUACCAAGCACCUCUCACUGAAAUCAAAAAUAUAUUCCGACUUGAUGAAAAUAAAAUUCAGAGGACAUAAAAAUAAAGAUGCGAUGAAACUCAUCGGAAAAAUCAAUUUCCCAAAUAUUUUCGUUAUGUUACCUAAAGUGGAUUUUCAGUCUAUUCUGAAUGACAGUAUUGAGAGUAAAACUAUACAGUUACAAAAUUUAACUCCCCUUUUGGCUUGUUAUAGGUUUCAAUGGAAGAAAAGUAUCAUAACAACAGAAAAGGAUAAAACUGAGGAUUCAUAUAAGAUAACAUCUAAAUUUUGUGGUAAAUUAGGUAGUAAAUCUACCGAUACCAUCAGCCCGGACAAAAGUAUGCAUGUGGAUUUAGCUCUCGAUUCAGAAUCAAAGUGUGCAGGGUCUAAGAAAGAUUUUAAAGCUAUAAGAACAAGAGUCAUGACUAAAGUUUUACCAAUGAUAAAUGUUAAGCCUGAAUCUCCAUUUGAAUGGAUUUGUAAAUUUGAAAAAUUGCGAAAGUUUCACGAAACUUCUAUCAAUGAUGUUUUUCAACUCACCCCACAUCGUGGUUUAUUGAAACCAAAUGAAAUUCAACACAUACAUGUGAUAUUUACGCCAAAAAGGAAUAUCAGCGUGCGGGCCACGCUGGAGUGCGAGGUGCUGGGCGGCCCGCCGGAACUUAUUGCUGUUUUCGGACAAAGCGCUGAUUUGCUAUACAAGAUAAAUACACACAAACUGAACUUCAAAAUAAGAUCUUUUCAUGAACCUGCGUCUGAACAAUUAAUUGUAACAAAUAUUUCACGAUUACCAUUUGAAUAUAAAACAUAUUUAAAUGAACCCAAAUUCACAAAUGAUUUACAAGGCACAAUUUUAGAUGUAGUCCCACAAAAUAAAAUGUUAGAGCCGGAAGAAGUGGCAGAGAUGGAAGUAGUCAUGAGGCCUGGAGUAGUCGGCUACUUUACGAGAGUGUUUGUGUUAGAAAUCGGACACUUGCCUCAUAUUCCAAUUACAAUAUUCGGUUGGGGUGUGAUCCCACAAGUAUACAUGUCCCUACAUAGACCAGAUAUUGUACAUCUAAAUCCCGAAUUCGGUUAUAUGGCCAUACCCGCGCUAACAGACCAAUACAUGUCAGCAAUCAAAGAAUUCUUCGCGUCUCAUAAAGUUGACAAAUCGAACGAUUUGAUGGAGGCUAACGUAUUUAAAGACGACCCCGAUCUACAAAAUGAUUGGCAUAUAUGCUCGUGGCGGGAUAAUUAUCCCAGUGUAAUGGAUAUAGAGUUAGCAAUUGAAAGAAUGCUUGUGAUUGAACAUAUAAAAAUAAGACCUGAAUUACUGCUCGUUUACUCUAAUUCCAACAAAAUGGGGCCUAUCCCGGGGUUUCACACGACUCCUUACGUCAUAGACUACGGCGUCGUCAUAACAGGCAGUACGGUGCAGUCGAUUGCGGAAAUAAUAAAUUACGGACCAAUCCCAACGAAAAUUCAUUUUGCUAAAGGAACUCAUAUACCUUCAUGGCUAACUGUGAAAAUUUGUGGAAAGUUAAAUCCCGGGGAAACGGGGAAGUUAGAAGUGGGCUUUAUGCCUAAUUCCACAGAUUUUACGGAAUUGGAACAAAAUGUUGAAACUUACUUCAAUUUAGAAGUACCCUAUGGCGUGACAAUGCCAGUGCAUAUCAAAGCACUUUGUGCAGUGCCAUAUUUAAUGUCCAAUGUGAGUAUGAUCAAUUUUGGUUCAGUUAGAUGUGGUGAUAAAAUAAUAACAUCAAUUCCUCUAAAAAACGUCGGCAAGCCUACAUGUAUUUGGUAUGUGACGUUGAGGUUGAAGGCGCCAGGGCCCAACCCGAUGCUGAUACUGGACAGCUCAGGGAAGUACGAGCCGGGGGAAGGGGGCUGGCUUAGCAUCGCGUUCAAACCUACCAUGGAGAUGAUGUACGAGGGAAUGUUGAUAUUUAGAUUUCACAUGAAUCCGAAUAGAAUGACUAUCCCUGUGAUAGGGCAAGGGAUAGUGCCACAAGUGCACGUUAUAGGCCCCAGCCUGAGCUUCCCGCCCACGCUGCCUUGGGCCGAGACCACUGAGAUGUACUUUGGGUUGAUGAACCCUUGCCCUUUUCCUAUAGAACUUAUAAUAGCGCACACCGAUGAGAAAUGGAAAGAAGAAGAAGAGAUUUAUCAAUUACUUAAUAAAUACUAUAAUAAGCCCGAGGAAAUGUUGGUACCUGCGGUGAAACCAGGGGACGACCUGCCAGCGGAGAUUGUUGGCUUUUAUAGAAAGUUCACAGCGACAGUAGCCAAAACCAAAGAAGAAGAAGCAGCGGCCCUUAAAGCUACAACUACAAAGUCAACAGCAGUGGCAGCAAAAAAAGCAAAGAGUCCAAAGAAUGCUCCUAAAGUCACAGGAAGUCCAAAAGUAUCGCCUAAGAAGUUUAGGACAGAGGCGGAAAUUAUUGUAGAUGAGAUACGAACAUUGAAAGAAAAUGGUGUGGACCCCUUAAAGGAAUGCCUUCACGCUUUCGAUCGUAUAUCUUCCGGCUCCGUUAUGGAGAAGCAUUCUAAAGGACUGCUAGUCUUCGUUCACGGAUCGCCAUGUGAAGAAGUACAAUGUCAAGAAAUGGCUUAUUCCAUCGGGAAGGAGCUCAAGAUACCGACAGUUAAUAUUGACAAUUGCAUAGUAGAAGCAUUGUGCGAGUGCACUGGUGCAGCAAAAAUAUUGAUACUGAGUACAAUUAAUGAACUCUAUCAAAUAUCGAGGUCCCAGGCCAUGGCUAAAGGAGAUCCCGAAAUAGUCGGUGUGGAAAACGAAGAAGUUGAUUUAAUCGAUGAAAAUGAAGACCAAUUUCAAGUAAUCCAGAAGAAAAUUGAAUAUCUGGCCAACAACAAGAAUGUUGGAACCCCACGAUCAAAAACGAGUGAUAAAAAAAAGAAAAGGUCUCCAACAUCAUCGGUGGGAUCGCACAUAGCUUUGGGGGGUUUAGGUUCCACCACGUUGUUUAACAUGGAUUUAACUCAAGAACUACUCAUGGAAUACUUUAGUCAACCGAAAUUUAGUCGCGGCUUAGUAAUAGAUUCUUUGAAAAGUAUCGUUCUAAAGAGCCCAUCGAUAACGCUGACGUUGGUUUUGAAAUGCAAAUCAAAUAUACGUAAUAUUCAUCUUAUCCUGUGUCAAUCUGAUUUCAAUAAAUGGGCUCAAGCAUAUGAAGAAUCAAUUAAGGAAGUCGAUCCGGUAGACGAAGUCAACACCAAAGUAUAUGAUGAAGCCGAAAUACAGCAAAUUGUAGGGGCAUUUGAAGAAAUGGAUGAAAACGACUUUAAAAAUUCAAGCCCUGAGUUAAGAGCAAUUUACAUUACACAUGGAUUGGAAGCUAGAAGAAAAAAGUAUUUUGAUAAAAUUGGGUAUCAAUACGAUGUAACCAAGAAAGAAAAAGCAGAAAACAGUAAAUCAGUGUUGAAUAUGGACACGUCAGAUUCAAAGAAAAAAAUUAAAAAGGAAGAUAAUAAAGGCGCAAAAGCGACUGCUGAAUAUACUGCUAUGAAUGCAAGAUAUAACGAAUAUACUAAAAUAACGUACGAACAGUUAAUAAAUAUUGCUAAUAAUUGGAUUAUCGACGAAUGUGAAAUGGGAAUUCCACUGAUUGGGUUUAAUGGUCAAGUUCUCGGAGCAGCUCAAAAGAAAGCAAAGAAAAAGUCGGAGCUGCAACUCCAGUUCUCUGACGUAAGCUACUCGGAUCGCGGAUUUCCUCUGACAUUAAUUACAUGCCCAUGUCUCAAUUACAAAAUGGCUUUAGUAAAGAGCUUAGCUAAUUCUCUGGUUGUUAAAGAAGCCUUGGAGGAGGAAGAAGAGGAGGAUAUACUUUUAUCUCCUGAGAGGAGAAAAGAAUUUACAGUUCUUCUUCCCAGGACAUUUCCGCACAUUAACCAUGAGAAACCUUUGAAAUGGCGAUAUCUACACGAAUCACCGCUAAAAAAGUGCGAAUGUAAUCAACUUACCGAUUUGAAUUUGCUGGAUGAUUCAACGCAAGAAAACGUUGUUAAUAUAAUAUCUAAAUGGCAUUGUGUAUGUGGGAAAAAGAUGGCGUCUUCCCAGACGUCGACAAGCGAAGUUCCCGUGCCUUCGUUAGACAAAGUGUCAGAAGAAGGAGGUGAAGGCGAAGAUGACAUACUUUAUCCUCUGCCAUUACGUAGCGUCCAGUCAGUUUCAACCACUGGUGGCCGUUUGGUGUUGCACCCUGGAGAUCUAGUUCGAUGUAAAUAUACUUUCAGUCCUCAAAUCGAGGGCCAUUUUAGUGUGAAACGGUUUGUAGAAGUUAAUGGAUGGCCAAAUUCGAGGGUUGAUAUUAAUGUCUCCGGAAUUUGUGACUUGCCCAGGCUUGAUAGCCGACCAAAGAAAAUGUUUGAAAAUUUUGUUAGGAGAACGGUCGAAGAUAAUGUAUAUAAACUUACAUUUUUGGAUGACCUUAAAUUAUUCGAAUUUGGACCUAUAUUCAUCGGUUCCAAUAGAAUAUACGAAGAAGAAUAUAAGAUAGAUUUAAAAAAUUCAUCACUUAUACGGGCAGAAAUCUAUAUAGAAUUUUUGGACGACACGACUGUGUUUCAAAUUGACAAAAAUUUUAUACGACUUGAGCCUGGGUGUCGAGGAAAGUUGACACUAUCUGCGGCUCCAGCAGAAGUCGGGGUCCAUAAUGUUGUAUUACUAUUUUGUAUCAAAGAUAACCCAGAAAUAGUCGCUGUAAAUAUUGCGUGUAGCGGUGUGGUACCGAUCGUUGAGAUUUUGCCGAUUACAAAAUCAAUAGAAUACGGAAAACUGCUACUUUAUAGACGUGAGGACGAUAGGUUCAUAGUAAAGAAUGACUCUAUCCUGCCCAUUAUGUGGAAAAUAAGGAAUGCUGUGGAUUUUAUUAGUGAUUUUAUAAUAGCUAGCACAUCAGGCAUUGUGCCGAGACAUAACAACCACGUGGUUCCGGUUACCUACAUUGCCUGUAACGUUGGAAUCAUUUCUAAUAAAACUCUUACAAUUGACAUAUACGACGCGGAGGGACGCGGCAGCCCCAUGAUAACAGAGAACCUGUCAUUGUCUGCGGAGUGUUACGACGUGAUGGUGGAGUGCGCGUACGAGAACCCGACUGAGAUGUUCCUCAACUACGGCAACGUGAAGGUUAACUCCACCGUUAUCCGCGAAAUGUAUUUGCUCAACCGGGGAAAAUAUAAUAUUUAUUUUAAGUUAAAAAAAGUGAAGAACUUCCCAGAGCCGUCUCUGCUGAGGUCAUUUGAAGCGAUUCCUGAAAGCGGGAUGAUUCCCGCGUCUCUGAAACUGGUGUCUAUUGAUUUCGAGUGCACGCCGACCACGUCCAUGAAUCUGUCCAACGUGCCCGCUUACAUCUGCACCUUGCUCGACGGCAGUAAGAACCAAGUGGUGGUCGCCAAGUUCCCCAUCUGCGUUACUAUCGCCUCCUUUUAUAAUACGUUUACUCUGUUUCCUCUCGGAGAACUUAAUUUCCACAUUAUAGCAGUAGGCAGUGGGGUAAUAAGAGAUGUCAUCAUCAACAACACAAGCAAGUGUCCCGUGACUUACGACAUCGUGUUGCCAGAAAAAUAUCGCAUAGACCCUAUGGAGCAGCAGCCAGUAAAGUUGAAAGACAACAAACUCAAGGUGCCGCCUCUGAAAUGUGGUAAUUUCACCAUACUGAACGACGACAACCUCUUGGCACCAGGCACGAGUCGGACCCUUCAAAUUCAGUUCAGUGCAACAGCCGCCAGGAUGUACGAGGAGACUAUAAACUUUAUCAUCAGCGACACUUGUCCCGCCGAGGCACAGGGCGUUCCUCUAAGACUUGUAGGCACAGGGGCAAUGCCAACUUUAGAUUUUUGGAACUUGGAAACAACCUUUCGGGAACAUCUCAUUGUUAAAAAUUUAUCGGAAUAUAAAGUUCCUGAGUCUUCACCUCAUUGUGUGUUUGUGGAAGAUUCUGUGACUCUGCACUUUUUUUGCGUAACGGUUAACACGAGCUACACGGCAGCUAUAGACCUCUACAACAAUGGACUGGUGGCAUGUGCUCUCAGCAUGAAGUUACAUUAUCAGACUAACUCCAAUCAAGAAAUAUUUUAUCUUGAUAAAUAUGAAACACAUAUCGAACCUCUGCUCCAUAAAACAUUGGGCGUCAUAUUCAAUCCGAAGGAACUCCAGGAAUACCGUGCAGUUCUCGAUAUAAGAUUAAAAUUACUUGACAAUCAAGAACAAUCAUUCAAAAUAUGUCUUAUCGGCGAAGGUGUGAUACCCAGAAUACAAAUGGUUUCACCUCCUAAGAGGCAUAAUGUUCAUCUAUUAAAAUUCCCAGUAACGUGUUUGGGAUCAUUAAGUAAUAAUGUUAUACGUUUUAAAAAUGUCAGUUCUGCGAAGAGUACUGUUGUUGCAAAAGUGUAUCAACUACCAUAUGAUUCUAGGCCUAUUUUUUGGCUUAGCACCACGCCAGAUACAGAUCACAUGGUUAUUUCCAGUAAUAAUGCUGAGUACAGUACAAUCAUGAAAAUUCUAUUAAGCCCCAGGGAAAUAGCAACAUUGAAGGUAUUUUACAGCCCAAUCAGUAAAGGAAGGAGUAGUUGUGAUGUUAAACUCAAUAUAGUUAAUAACGCUUAUGAACACUUCGAGGUUUCGUGUGAAGGAGAAGCUUUUGUGGAAGAUGUCAUUAUUAUAGGGCUUGAAAUGCUCCCAAUGGACACUGAUUUAGACGCUUACAGAUCGUCUGUUGAUGGGACUAUGUCAACUGUAUCUACAGUCGAUAGUAGAAAAAAGAGUAAAAGUGCGCCUCUUGUCAAAAGAAAAUCAAAACAAGCAAUGGAAUCAAAGAGAAGCAGGCGCACUAUGGCGUCUAAUUCGAUGAGUUUGGAGAGCAAUGAUUUGAAAUAUAUACUAGAUUUCGGUGGAUGUGAAUUAUCUGUAAUGGAAAAGAGGAAUAUAAUAAUGAUAAACAAUUCAGACAAAGUUUAUAAAUUCGAAUGGCAAGAAGUCGAUCACAUUUGUGUUAAACCAUCGGUCGGAUAUAUUUUGCCGGGGGAAGAAAAGGACAUGGAAAUAAUGUUUAUCUCAACUCAACUUGUUUCUAUAAAAAGGAAUUUACUGCAUUGUGCACUGACGGCAGUUAGUUACGACGCUCUUACUUUUCAUUUCAAGACUACUAGCUGGGACAAUCGUCAAAUUGUUACUGUAUUUAACCAUGACAAGGAUAUGAGUUUGAAUGAAAGGCGCGUGUCAAUGAUAGAGGAACAGAACACGCUACAGCCUGAAGACAUGUUGGGAGUUCUUCGUAUUAUCAUCGUAUAUUCUGCUGUCACAGAAUUUUGCAAAUAUACAUGUUCUCUGCCCGAUGAAAAGUCUUUAAAAGACACAUUUGUUUAUCAGACUAGGCCCUUCACAUUCACUAUGAAAAAUAUAGGCAACGUACCAAUGAAAACAACUUGGAGCUUUGGCAUCGAUGACGAGUUUCCAACCAGAUUAGAUAAAUGUUCAAAGCAAAAGCGCAAGUUAAGUAAUCACGACGAAACUAUUGCUACGAACGAGAAAGGUGGUGAUGAAAGUAUGGGUACUGAACGUAACAGUCCCAACGAGGAAGGUGAAGAAAAGGAAGAAAAUGAAGAUGAUGAUGCUGAAGCAUCACCUGAAAUACCGACAGUAGAACAAAACGUCGAAAAAGUUGCCAGUAAAGUUACUUUAUUCAGCGGCAGCACAGGAAGAGACAGUGUAGACACUUGGUUCGAAAUAGAUUUGCCAUUUCAAAUAGAGCCAGAUAAAGUUUGUCUUAAGCCUAACCAAAGUCAGACUUUCACAGUAACUUUUGCACCACAAGAUGCCUUCUAUUACCAAGUUCGAUUGAAAAGUUUGAUCGAUAAUUUGGACCCGUAUGAUCAGAAUGUCUUUUGCAAAAUAACAGCAAAAUCAUUGAUACCAUAUUGUCAUCUUGAUAUGCCAGAAAGUGAUUAUCUCACAUCAGGGCGAAGGAAAAUAACCGGCGGCGUUGCGUUACCCAAACAUAUAAGUGUAUUAGAAUUCAAUGUUUUAGGAUCAGGAUGUUAUAAAAAAUCUUUCCAUGUCGUAAACCCCACAAGUGAAGCGUACGAAUUUAUAUUUGAAAUGGUGUUGCAAGACAAACCGGAGCUUAUUCCGGUCCACUGCGAUACAUUGAAGGGCUAUGUUGAGGGUGGUACUUCUACGGAAGUCACUUUCACUUUCUCUCCUACAGCACCUGGGGUUUACGAGUCGCAGUGGAAGUUUAUGAUACCCGUGUACACUUUAACAAUGCAUUUACUAGUGGUGGGAUUGGUGCGAGAGCCUGACGUCGUAUUCAUACCAACAAUCUUAGUUAUUCGAAAUUCAUUAGUGGGAUUCACAGUCACAAACGUUGUGAAAAUGAAGAAUAAUGAGGACGAGGGGCUCAAGUUCGAAUUCAAGGGGAACUCGCUGUGCAACGAGUCCGGGAAAACUCCGGUUGUUAUGGAACCUGAGCAUGGAAUACUGAAACCCCAUUCUGAAACACCCAUCAAAAUAAGCUAUACUCCUAUUGAGGAUGGACCGCUCUCGUUUAAGAUAUUUUGUAGCGUGUGCUAUAUGGUGAAAUAUUUAACUUUGUGUGUAAACGCGCUCAGUUACUCCAUUAAUCCUAAAAUAUCAUAUUAUCUUAUUGGGAAUGAGCAUGUUUUAAGAAGUGAUUUUAUCACGAAUAUUCAUUUGGAUCAGACAGCCUCAACUUAUCAAAGAACGAUUCCGUUCAAAAUUCACAACGACGGGUCUGCGACGUUCUUCUUUGACUGGAGCUACAACUGCAGCAGGGUGAAGAAGUACCUGACGGUGGAUAUAGACCCUCAGAGCGGCCACGUGGCGCCGGGCAACGAGACCGAGUGCACGCUGUACUUCACGCUUAUACAAGUGCCCGUCCAGGCCUUCCCAGUCACGCUCAAUAUUUCUGACGGCCCGGAAUAUACUAUAUAUCUGCAUGCAGAUAUUAAAAAGCCACUGUAUCAUUUCACGUGCAUGGAUAUCGACUUCGGCAAAUGUAUAGUCAACGCACCGGACGCUACCUACAAAAAAAACUUGGCAUUUGUUAACGAUGACACUGUUCCUGUGAUAUUCAGUAUGAAUUUUGCAACAAUACCCGAGCUAUUUGUUGAUUUCCAAGAAUUGCCAGACAUUCCGCCCGGCAGACGCAUUAAGAUUCCUGUUUACUUCAGACCGAAACAAGUUAAGGAAUACGAAUUUAAGUUGGAAUUCUGGGUUAACUCACUUUGUCAAGAAAUUAUUUCAGUUAAAGGAGAAGGUAUACCACUUUUGUUCGACCUCUACGAAGGUUGCCAAAAGAGCUUUAAUUUGGGACCAGUGAAAGUAGGCGAUAAAAUAAUCCGGCCUAUCGAGGUCAUGAAUCACAGCAAAGUGCCGAUCGAUGCAACUUUUAUAUUUAGAGACAUGUAUCCAGUAAUUGAAGACACAACUCAGUCUGAAGCAACCAGCGUAUGUCUGAGUCCUAGCGCAACCACCCAAGCCGAUGGAGGGCCUUCCAGAGUCAAAAUGCUACAAACCUACAAAGACGAUAAGAUACGUGAACAAAUUGCAAUGGAUAUUCAAAAUGCCUUAUCAUCACUAAAGGUCAUACCCAACAAGUGCAAAAUUUUGCCGUAUAGGAAGUUUCCAUUAAAGAUACAGUUCAAACCGAACGGCAUGAUCAGCGAUCUCAACGUGCAAUUGAAUAUGAAAGUAUUCGAGUUCGAGAGACCUCUAGUGCGAAUCAGCGGCAGUGCCACUGGCAUGAGCCUCUGCUUCAGCCAGAACUCGUUGCAGUUUGGCCGCGUGCGCAAGCGCGGCUGCAAGAUACUAAAAGUUAUGCUGAUGAACAAGGGGGACUUUGGCACAAGGUUUUGCUGGCAACCUUUGAUAUCAGACGAGUUCACAAUAUGUCCGAUGCAGGGAUCUAUAGCAGCUCAUACAAAUGUCACCUUCACAAUAUCAUUUAGGCCUCUUAAUCAUAAUCCCUUCAUCAAAGUUUGGGCCAGUUGCAAUCUAGACAACUAUAUGCCCUUAGAACUUGCCAUGUACGCCACUUGUGUGGAUUUAGGAAACUUUCAGAACAAGGUAUUAUAUUUAGAAUGCCCUGUGCGUGAAGUGAUCACCGAAUAUCUGACUGUAACAAAUAGUUCCGAUGACGUGUGGCUGGUACUAAGCGAGUUUUCUGAACCUGGUCCAUUUGAAACUCUAAGGGAAUUUAACAUUGAACCCAACUCUACAUUUGAAAUACCCGUUACUUUCAAGCCAAAAACUAUCGGCAAACACGAGUGUCAAGUAUUAUUCUCACCGCUGGGCGAGAGCGCUCUUUUCGUCAACCUGGUGGGUGUCUCGCAACACCCCAACCCCAAUGGCAAUAUCUCCGUCACUGUCCCGGCAAAGGAAUUCCACACAGAGGAGCUGGUGGUGUACAACAUUACUGAAUUCCCAGAAACCUACGUAGUAUCUACGGAAAUUAUGAAAUUGGUCCCCGAUAAAUUCGAAGGUCGCUUCGAGAUCGUUCAUCCGGAAACUAUCAAAGUAUGGGGCGAGGCAGCCGCAAUUUGUCGUUUGAAAUAUGUAUGUUACGAAGAAUGUGAAAUGCAACUAAAAGUGUUAUUUAUUAAUGAAGACACGCGCGAGUAUCAGUUCUACAAUCUCACGAUGUUGGUGACGGCUAGUCCACUCGUGGAUACUCUGACGUUCGUUGCGCGCGCGCGGGAAAUAUUCCGCAAAGAACUGACAGUGACCAACCCCCUAAGCGAAGAAAGUACAUUCUCUGUCAAAUGCGAAAGACUAAAUUGCCCCGAAUCUAUCAAGAUUGGGAGGAAUUCUGAGGCGGCGUUAGUACUGACUUAUAACCCCCUUGUGGUCGGAGAAAGUGAGGAUUAUUUAGAAAUAAACAACACCCUAGUCGGCACAUACAUGUACAAGGUGGUGUUAAAAUGCUUGCCGGCCAAAGAGAAGAAUUUGGAGUACCAGACGGAGUUAGGCAAUUGUAUCUCGCUGCGACUGCGCGUGCAGAACAAUACGGAUAUCAGAACCGACUUCAUUACUACAACUACACACCCGUGCAUUUUAGCGGAACCGUCGUAUUCGCUAUUACCAUUUGAGAAAGGGAAAUUUCUGGUGUGGUUUGAACCGACACAUUUGGGCGUGCAGAACUGUAGGCUGUCUUUUGAGUCUCCGGUCGCUGGAGAAUUUGUUUUUAACAUUAAAGGCAAAGCAGUUGAACCGAAACCUCAAGGUCCUUUUGAAAUCAGAGCUGGAGGAUUCGCUUUAGUACGCUUCAAAAACGUAUUUGAUGAUGUAAGGAUGUUCAAGAUAUACGUGGACAGAGAUGAGUUCUAUGUGAAGACGGUAUACGAGACAAUAAAGUCGAAAAAGGAUAUAAAAAUUCCAGUUUACCUGAACGAGACGCCGUCACAAGGUUGGAGCAAGGACCCUACGGGCUGUCUCAUCGUCGAGUGCUACGAUCCUCCAGAACCGAAAGUCAAUUGGACUUAUUUCCUGCAAGGAAAAUCUUGA
Molecule: messenger RNA, 14984 nt
Organism: Plodia interpunctella (Indianmeal moth)
Lineage: Eukaryota; Metazoa; Arthropoda; Insecta; Lepidoptera; Pyralidae
Product: hydrocephalus-inducing protein homolog
Exons: 81
Coding region: 36-14984 (4982 amino acids)
Biological process (GO): cilium movement; axonemal central apparatus assembly
Cellular component (GO): axoneme
Source: RefSeq, a predicted model, not a curated record